Vicia faba (fava bean) is the source of this 999-nucleotide messenger RNA. The record is from the annotation of a GenBank genome assembly. NCBI's taxonomy places the organism in Eukaryota, Viridiplantae, Streptophyta, Magnoliopsida, Fabales, Fabaceae.
AUGCCUACAAUUUCGAGAAGAAAAACAAAGCAUGCCAAGAGAAAAACCAAACCUUUGCAUCUGCCCAACCAACAUUCUUCAGCUACUGUUCAACUUCAAACAAAAGGUCCAUUUGUAUCUGAAAAUCAUAGCGAAAUGGAGGGAAAUUUUAAUGGAACGUUGCAUGACAUGCGAAAAGUUGAAGAAGAAUCGUCAAGUGAAGAUAAAGAGGUGGCUGUUGAAGUAUUUGAUGAUGAUGUUUAUGAUGGAAAAUCCAAGUCUGUCAGCGAUGAACAUGUUGAGUCAUGCAAGGUGGUGGAAGAGGAGGAUGUUUCGGAAACGGUUGGUGAGUCUCUUGAAUCGAGUGAUGCGAUAGAAGCUAAUCGUGUUGAGAAUAUUGAGGACUCGGAAACUGUUGAGUUGGAAUUUAAGGAAGAGAAUAAGGAAGAGAAAGGAGAAGAUGAUGAUGUGGUGGAGGAAACUGAAUUGGCUACUUCGAAUGAGAAUAAUGAAGGAUUGAGGGAAAGUGAAGUGGUUGAAACGGUUAGAGAUGUGACGGUUGGUGAAGAUGAGAAUGUUUUGUCUUCUUUGCCUUCGUUGGAUGUGGUUUCGGUUUCGAGGGAAUCUGAUGAUGUUGUUGAAAAGGUUGUUUCUCCAAAGGGAAUUGAGGAACCAUUGGUGAAAUCUACUUAUGAGAAAGAUGAGGAGCAAUUAGAUAUUCAAGAGUCAUCAGCUUAUGAAAGUGCUAAGGAGUCUUUUCAACCAUCUUCAAAUGCUCAUGGUGUCAAUGAACAAGAAGAGUUGUCGGCUUAUGAAAGUGCUAAGGAGUCUUUUCUACCAUUUUCAAAUGUUCCUGAUUCUGAUAACAAUAGUUUCAAUGAACAAGACAGGGUUGAAGAAUGUAGAGGCAUUGAAAAUCAAGGGAGCAUUUUUUCAGUGACUCAAAGGCAGCACACCUCAUGGAAGAAUUGUUGUGGACUCUUUGAAAUGCUGAGGCAUGGUGAUAGUAAUUCAAGUUGA